UCUAGUCAUCAAGUUUUUGGCGAUCGUCAAAUCCUUAAAUCCGGUACAUGCCCCUUUACUCUUGUCCAAAGUCCAAAGUAGACUUGGCCCCCAUAGUUCAGCUUGAUCAUGGUGGGUAGGUAAUGCUAUUCAACUCAGUCCGCUAGUAGUUCUGAAGAAAAAAAUCCCACUCAGGAGAACUUCAAAAACCCUAACAUAUUAAAUUCACCCCAACCCAUCUUAGUCUCACACUCUCUCUGCACAAGAUAGCUAGCCACUUCUGGCCAAAGUUAGAAGUUUCCCCACUCCCUACCACCACCACUCCCCACCACCACCACCACCAUAUCUGCAACAUUAAAUUAUCUUCCACUAUUUCUUUUCCCUACCCUCUCUCUGAAAUCAUAUUUUUUUUCUCUUUUUGAUACUUCAAGGCUAGGAAGAUCAAGAACUUCAAAGAAUGUCAAUGAAUAGAGUUUCAAGUAUAUCCGAUCUGAUUCACAGGGUUGCAACAUCUUGUUUACAGGACCCACUUACCGAUACUCACCAUUAUCAUCAUCAGAGUGUUGGAUCCUCACAGAACUCAUCAUCUAAUCCAACAGAAUACGAAGAAAUACAAAGUGAAAACGAAGAAGAUGAAAAAGAAAAUGGGGUUUUGGGAAAUGAGAAACAGAAGAAGAAGAAAAAUGGGUUGGAGAAAGAAAGCAGAGAAAUUGAAGAACUAAUGGGUGAAGUAUUUGAGUCGAUUUCAGUCAUGAAGAAAGCUUAUGUUAAAUUACAACAAGCACAUUCUCCAUGGGAUCAGGAGAAAAUGAGUGUAGCUGAUAUAGCAGUUGUAUCUGAGCUUAGAAAACUUGGGAUGUUGAAAGAAAGAUUUAGAAGAAGAAAUAGAAGCAAUGGAGGAGGAGAACAAGAAACUGGAAGUGGAAGAAGAGGAUUUGUACCUUUAAGAGAAGUUGUUGCUCCUUAUGAAGCAGCCAUGGAUGAAUUGAAGAAACAAGUUAAAGCCAAAGAUAUUGAAAUUGGGAAUCUGGAACAAAAACUUCAAAAUGCCAUUACUACAAUUAACAGUACUAAUGGCAGUAACGGGAAGAGAGGAAAGUUUCAUUCUAGGAGGAGAGUUAGCAAUUGCAGUCUUGGUCAUGUUGCAGGGGUUGCACCGGGGGCAGAGCAAUUUGAAUCAACGACGAGUCAAAUGAAAGAAGCUUCGAAAUCCUUUACAACACUGCUUCUGUCACUCAUGCGUUCAGCUGGAUGGGAUAUGGAUGCAGCUGUAAGAUCAAUUGAAUCUGCUAGUCCUACUACCACCACCAUUGACAAAGGCAACAACAUGGCCUCAGUAAAUGGUCCUCAACACGCAAAAUACGCGUUAGAAUCAUAUAUUAGCCAGAAGAUGUUUCAUGGGUUUGAUCACGAAACGUUUUACAUUGACGGAAGCUUGUCGUCUUUGUUGAAUCCAGACCAAUUCCGAAAAGAUUGUUUUACUCAGUUUCAAGAUAUGAAGUCCAUGGAACCAACAGAACUGUUGGGUAUAUUACCAACUUGUACAUUUGGUAAGUUUUGCACUAAGAAAUUUCUUUCCAUUGUUCAUCCGAAAAUGGAAGAAUCGUUGUUCGGAAAUUUGGAACAUCAUGAAUUGGUUUCGGCUGGAAAUCAUCCGAGGAGUCAGUUUUACGGCGACUUCUUGAAAUUAGCUAAAUCUGUUUGGUUACUUCAUUUACUUGCAUUUUCACUUGAUCCUCCACCGUGCCAUUUCCAAGCCUCAAAAGGAGCCGAGUUUCGGAAAGAAUAUAUGGAGAGUGUUGUUAGAUUUUCUAGUAGAAGAAUGCCUGUAGGUCUGACUGUUGGGUUUCCAGUCAGUCCAGGGUUUAAACUUGGUAAUGGUUCUGUAAUCAAAGCUAGGGUUUAUCUUGUUUCUAGAACAUGAUCCAAAUUGUCCUUGCGAUGCAUGUUUCACUGUACUUUAGACAUCAUGCUUGUGCAUUUACUUGGUGCUGCUAGAGAUGAAAUGAAUGCCGUUGUAGUGUAAAUCUUUUCUCCAUUUCAUGGAUUUGCAUUGAUUAGAAUUUCCUAUAGUAAGACUAAUAUUUGGUAAA
Papaver somniferum (opium poppy) is the source of this 2072-nucleotide messenger RNA. RefSeq names its product protein GRAVITROPIC IN THE LIGHT 1-like. The transcript has 2 exons. Gene Ontology annotation, biological process: negative gravitropism; response to red or far red light. Lineage: Eukaryota; Viridiplantae; Streptophyta; Magnoliopsida; Ranunculales; Papaveraceae. Bases 437 to 1903 code for a protein of 488 amino acids. The record is from RefSeq and is a predicted model, not a curated record.